GGGCUGAGAAGAGCAAUUUCCUUCUCCAGCUGCAAUUCUGCUUUUUUUCCUUCUUCUUCUUUAAGAAAAGAAAAAAAAAAAAAUAAAAAAGAAGCGCAGCCCGGAGCCGCCUCCGCAGCCCCCCCGGUCAUCUCUGCAGCCCCCCCGGAUCUCUCUGCAGUCACCCCAAUCUCGGCUCCCCAGAAGCAGCCGAGGAUGGAGCCUCUUCCCCGCGGCCCCGGCCCUGCCUGCCCGCUGACCUGCCUGCUGCUGCUCUCCCUGCCAGGUGUGGGUGCCCAGAGGAGUCCCACCUUCCAGCUGCAACAACCCCAGGACAAGGUGUCGGCGAAAGCAGGGGAGACCAUCACCCUGACCUGCACCACGGCGGGAACGGGUCCCGCUGGUCCCCUGAAGUGGCUGAAGGGCUGGGGCAACGAGAACGAGACCAUUUAUGACCAGAAUAGCCCCCCCACACCCCACCUGACAAGGGCAGAACCUGAGUCCAACACGGAUUUCAGCAUCCACAUCAGGGAUGUUCACCCCAAGGAUGCAGGCACCUAUUACUGCGUCAAGUUCCGCAAAACACGCACUAUGGAUGAGGUGUUCCGGCGGGGAAACGGCACCGAGGUGUCCAUACUUGCCGAACCCACCCGCCCGGUCGUGUCCGGGCCCAGGCACAGAGCGGGGCCGGGGCAAUCGGUGUCUGUCACCUGCAUGGCUGGAGGGUUCUUCCCCAAAGACAUCGGCGUGAAAUGGCUCAAGGACAAGGCCCCGAUCUCUGCUCAGCAGCCCCAGGUCACCCCUGGGCAGACAACAUCCUCCUACAACGUGUCCAGCACGGUGACAGUGACGCUGCAGAAGGACGACGUCCGCUCGCAGCUGGUCUGUGAGGUGCAGCACCGCACGCUGGAGGCCCCGCUGAGGGAGACGUACCAGCUCAGCAAAGCCCUGCGAGUUUCUCCUGGAAUCCAAGUGGUCACUGACCCACGGAGCCCCGUGGAGUUGAACAAGACCGUGAACUUCUCGUGCCACGUGAGGGGGUUUUACCCACGGGAGGUGGCCGUCACCUGGCUGGAGAAUGGGACGGAGAUGAAGGUGGAGAACACCCCGCAAGUGACAGAGACACGCCAAGGGCUGUUUGAGCUGCAGAGCCUGGUGAAGGUGCAAGCCAUGGAGGAGAAGAACGGGUCGGUGUUCACCUGCCGAGUGGUGCACGAUGGCCAGGAGCCCGUCAGCAGGAUGGCCACCCUGCAGAUCACUGCCCCAGCCCAGGGAGAACUAAACGGCCUGUCCCAGGGGGAAAACGGAAGUUUGUUCAUCAUCUACGUCGUGGUGGGAGUGAUCUGCACUGUGCUGGCACUGCUGGUGGCUGCAAUUCUUUACCUCAUCCGGGCAAAGCAGAGCAAGGGUAAAAGCUCACCAUCUGCGAGGUUACACGAGCCAGAGAAAAGUAGCGAGGCCACUACCCAGGAAUCUGACCCCAACAACCUGACCUACGCGGACCUGAACUUCGAGAGGGAGCGGAAGACGAUCCGGCGGAUGGUGGAGCUGAGCCAGCAGUCAGAAUAUGCCUGCAUCCAGAGCAGCCCCCCGCCCGCCGGCGACGACAACCUCACCUACGCCGACCUGGACAUGGUGCACCUCAGCAAGGCGCCCAGGCGGCCUGCCCCCGCCCCCGAGGAGGCCAGCUCUGAGUAUGCCAGUGUCCAGAUCCCGAGGAAGUGAGCAGGAUCCCCUGCCCGAUGGGGAGCAGCCCUGCUCCACCCCAGGAGGAAUCUUCUUGGAAGCACAGAGUGAUGUGAAGAUGUGCUGUGGUACCCACGGGUGGAAAUGGAGCCUGCGGUGCUGUGGGGGGUCAGCUCCCCUCUGCAGAGACCUAGUUUUUCGGAGGCAGCUUGGCUGUGGGGCCGCUGGCUCCAUCCCUUCAGGAUCCCUGUUCAACCUUGCUGUGCCAGAUUUGCCCGCAAGUGGGUUCAGCAGAGCAGUGGCUCCUUGGGAAGCUCCAGCAGGCAGAGAGGACAGGGACAGUGCCUCCAUGCCAGCUCCGCUGGGGAUGCUGCUGCCCGGCCAGGCUCACACAGCUUCCCACAGCCACCCUGACCCCACUGGGACUAGCUGGAGCCUCCACACUGCCUUCUGGGGCUCUCUGCUGCCAGCGCCUGGAAAACAAACUGGCUUUAACAGAAGGACCCAAGUGUCCUCCUUUCUCUUCCCAAGUGUCCCUUCCGCGGGACCUCCGUCUCGCACCAAGGCCAAUGAGGCUGGGAAGGCCGGUGAGCCGAGCCCCCCAACCCUGGGCUUUCUCAUCCUGCCACCCAAGGAGGCUCUGGGUACAGCUCCCAGGUACUGAGCAUCUUCCUCCUCCUCUGCACAGCCUUGCCCCACGCUGGGACCCACCAGCACUGCCCCAGGCUUGUACGCAGGGUGCAGCUCUGCGGGUGCCCCUGCCAGCCCCAGCUCCCCCUCUCCCUUCCCAGAGCUCCCUGCAGGUACCGUGUAACAUGUUUUGACUGUUUGACAUGUAACUGCUAAUUUUUACAGCUAAAAAACCCCCAAUGUUUUGUGUUGUACGUGGGUGUACUGCUGUGUACUUAACACUAGAAUAAGAUGUGCAGAUUUAAGACCGAGGCCUCAGUGAAGACCCCCUCAUCCCUCCAGAUUUUAAAAGACUCACAUGAUCCCCCCCAGCCCUGCUGGGGGGGCAGGGGUGUGUCAAGCACGCUCCCCCCAUCCCACCUGUGGGGACAAGUGUCUUCCGUGUGUCCCCUCCUUGGGCAAAACACCCUGUGCUGGCUCCCACAGCUCCCAGUGGCCUUGCAGCAGUGGGGCUGGCCCUCCCCUCUUGGCUGUUGGUGGGGGUCAGGGGGGCCCUGGUGAUACUUUGAGAGCGAUGUGACUGCUUGUACAGACUUUUUGUUUUGUUUUUCUUUUUGCUUGCAAGAUAUUUUUAUAAUAAAAGUGAAAAGUCCUGUGCUGCUCCUGCA
This is a messenger RNA of Apus apus (common swift), 2963 nucleotides long. RefSeq names its product tyrosine-protein phosphatase non-receptor type substrate 1-like. Lineage: Eukaryota; Metazoa; Chordata; Aves; Apodiformes; Apodidae. Gene Ontology annotation, cellular component: plasma membrane. The transcript is spliced from 8 exons. The coding region runs from base 196 to 1704 and encodes 502 amino acids. The record is from RefSeq and is a predicted model, not a curated record.